Aspergillus welwitschiae is the source of this 873-nucleotide messenger RNA. Its product is annotated as class II fructose-bisphosphate aldolase. Gene Ontology annotation, biological process: carbohydrate metabolic process. The coding region runs from base 1 to 873 and encodes 290 amino acids. Gene Ontology annotation, molecular function: aldehyde-lyase activity; zinc ion binding. The transcript is spliced from 3 exons. The record is from RefSeq and is a predicted model, not a curated record. NCBI's taxonomy places the organism in Eukaryota, Fungi, Ascomycota, Eurotiomycetes, Eurotiales, Aspergillaceae.
AUGUCUAACUGCCCUCAGUCCCCCCACUCGAACCGCACCCGCACCAUCCUCCACGCCGCAAAGAAUGGCAAAUACGCCGUCGGCGCCUACAACUGCUAUAAUACCGACGGCAUCAUGGCCGUCAUCCGCGCCGCCGAGCGCAUGCGCAGCCCCGCCAUAAUCCAACUCUUCCCCUGGACCAUGCACUUUCAAGGUGCGCACUUCAUCCGCUUCGUCGUCGCCGCUGCACAUGCCGCUUCUGUCCCUGUCGCCGUGCAUCUCGACCACUGCAUUAACCCCGCAGAUAUUGAUCUCGCUCUCACUCUUCCCUUUGACUCGAUCAUGAUCGAUGGGUCAAGCAUGAACGAGGCCGAGAAUAUCGCGGUCUGCGCGAGCACUGUCAGCAAGGCGCAUGAGCGCGGUAUGACGGUUGAGGUUGAGUUAGGGCGCAUUGAGGGAGGGGAGGAUGGGCUUCCCAGCGUGGAUUUAGGCAGUGUGUUAACGAGGCCAGGCGAUGCGAGGCGGUUCCUGGAGGCGACUCAGGCGGACUUUUUGGCGCCGAGCUUUGGGAACGUGCAUGGGGGCUACGGACUUGUGGGAGCGGAGAAAUGUUGGGAUUUAGACUUGCUUCAACAGAUCCAACAGGCUAUCCCGUCCACCCCGCUGGUCUUGCAUGGAACGCACCCGGUCUCCGACGAGCUGUUUCGCAAGGCCAUUGAGUGCGGCAUGAGCAAGGUGAAUGUCAACCGGACGGUGCGCGACAAAUACACGGAGUUUGUGGCAGAGAACGCAGGCGAGAUGGAGUUGACGACGCUCAAGGUGCAGGCGGUCGAGGUGUAUACCGAGUCGGUAGAGAGGGUGAUGAAACUGUUUGGCUCGGCGGGCAAGGCUUGA